AUGGUUACAUCAUUACUACGUUUCAGUUUACAACCUACCGAGAGCCUGCACCGCAGCGAGUCGAUGUUGUCACUGGCGUGCUUCAGGACGCUCGCGCAGCUUGUCAAUAGCGAUAGCCCUGGCGAACUGCAACAGUAUCUUGCCUCUAACAAGAAUGUUAACAUCGAUGAUAAAGACGAGAAUGGCACGACGGCCCUUAUGCUGGCAUCGGAAAAUGGUCGCGCGGCUGCGGCGCGAUUGCUCUUGGGGGCCGGUGCGGAUUCAAAUGCUGCAGAUACCGACGGCUGGACCCCACUGGCAUUCGCGUCACGAGGUGGUCACCUCGCCAUUGCUAGGGACUUAUUAGAUGCUGGUGCAAAAGUAGACUCAAGGGACUGUGGCGGUUGGUCUCCGUUGCUCUGGGCAUCAUACAAGGGCCAUGAAGAGGUUGUGACGUUGCUACUAGAAAAAGGGGCAGAUGUGCAUGCACAUGGACAUUACAAUAUCAAUUCAUUAGUAUGGGCAGCAGGCCGCAAGCACAGUGUUGUAGUGCAGCGUCUUCUGUUGGCCGGUGCUCGCCCCAACUCAUGCGACAAGUACGCAACUUCGGCCUUGACGUGGGCGGCACGAGCUGGUGACGUCAUAGCUUGCAGCGCGUUACUUCGUGCUGGUGCUGAUCCGAACACUGCUGGAAUGUAUUGUUGGACCCCAUUGCUGCAAGCUACACACGGUAAUCACUUCGAAAUUGUACAGAUGCUCCUAGAACACAAACCGAAUGUUAACGCAUUAGAUAAGGAUGGCUACACAGCGCUCGCCAUUGCAUGUAAAGAAGGAUAUUACGAUAUAGCUUUGGCACUUAUUAACUCCGGCGCUUAUAUUAACGUUCAGGACCAAUCAAAAGAUACCCCGCUCAUUCACGCAGUAAAAGGUGGACACAAAAAUAUCGUAGAAGCAUUAUUGAAAAAGCAUGUAGAUGUUGACCUUCCAGGCAAGGAAAAGAAAACCCCCGUAUACACAGCAGUAGAAAAAGGACAUGUGGCGAUACUGAAACUAUUGCUGGCUUCCAAUCCUGAUUUAGAACAUAGUACAAUUACAGGAGACACGCCCUUGAUGCGGGCUGUGAGAUCUCGUAAUGCUGAAAUGGUGCAACUCUUAUUAGAAAGAAAAGCGCGUGUCAAUGUAGCAGACAGUCGGGGGGACACUGCGCUACACAUUGCAAUGCGGGCACGCUCGAAGCAAAUUGUUGAAAUUCUCCUACGUAAUCCUAAGCACAGCCAGUUACUGUACAAGCCGAAUAAAAUGAACGAAACACCUUAUAAUAUCGACAUGAGUUACAACAAAACGAUACUGGGACAAAUCUUCGGCGCUCGUAAACUAAAUACCAAUGAAGACAACGAGAACAUGUUAGGAUACGAAUUGUAUAGCGCGGCGUUGGCCGACAUGUUGUCCGAACCGAGCUUAUCAGUUCCCAUUACUGUGGGACUGUUCGCACGAUGGGGAUCAGGGAAGUCUUUUUUGCUCAAUAAACUUAAAGAGGAGAUGAAGAAUUUCGCUCGUCAGUGGAGCGAGUCGGGCUGGGCGUGGUCGUGGGCGGUGUCGUGGGCGGCGUGGCACGUGGCCUUCUUCGUGGCGGCGCUCAGCGCAGUCGCGGGCGUGCCGGCCUACGUCGCGGUCGGCAUCGGCUUUGCGCUCUUCGCCACCCUCUACAUAGCGCUCUAUGUAUUGUGGUACACAGGGGAUAGGUAUGAAUGGUGGUGGGCGGGCGGCUUGACAUCGGCCCUAGGCCGUAAGUUCAGUUCUUUACUACUAGCUCUACAAGUUGUGUUCUGUCAUCCGCCAGGCCCUAAUGAUCCAAGGGCGCUACCCUCUACACCUAUAAGGUUUCAUUUUACGGAAGGUAUGAAGAGCGGUGUUGGGCAGGAAGGUGAGGCGAUGGUGGUGCAAAUGAUCGCAAGUCUCGCUGAAGCUAUCGAAUGUCAGUACGGGCGUAUCUGCACCAGGCUCGCGAGGGCCUUCCGACCUAAACCUUUGGCUUCCACUUCGGGAUGGAAGUGGCGUCGGGUUUGCUGCAUUCCUCAUAUAUUAACAUUCGAACUGUGUUUCACAUGUAUUGUGAUUGGUGUGUGCGUACUCAUCAUGUAUUUAAUUGAGACCGAUCCUGAUCCUGAAAAUCAGCGGCGUGAAAUCCAACAGGGGCUGAUGAUAGGCGCGUGCGCAGUGGGCGGCGCCGCGCUGCUCGCCAACCUGUACACGUGCGGGCGCGUGCUCGCCGCGCUGGCGCUGGGCCCCCGCGCGCGACUCGCCCGUGCCACGCGCUCGCGCGCUCACGCCAGCGCGCCCACGCUCGCGCUCCGCCCCGAGGUGCAGGCGCUCACGCACGUCGUGUCAUCUCUCGACGCUUUCACCGGUCAACAAACACGUCUAGUGGUAGUCGUCGAUGCCCUGGACAGUUGCGAACAAGAGAAGGUGCUAGCGCUGCUCAACGCCGUCUACGCGUUGUGUUCAGACGCCAAGAGUCCGUUCAUAUUACUUCUUGCAAUAGACCCACAUAUUAUAAGCAAGGCAGUGGAGAUAAACAGUCGUCGCGCGUUCUCCGAGAGCAACAUCGGUGGGUGGGACUUUCUGCGCAACAUGGUGCAGCUGCCUUUCUACCUACAAAACUCAGCACUACGCAGAGUAAAGACUGCUCAACAAACUGCCACGAGAAGGAUUCAGGCACUCGCUGCUGAUGACUUUUCUACCUCGUUGCAGAGAUCCGUGUCUGCGCGCCGCCUAUCUUCAACAUCAGAACUAAUGUCGAGCCAAGAGCGUAUCAAGGGCCAAGCGGCUCGCGAGCGUCGCCUGCGGCCGUCGGAGUCCGUCGCCUCGUCCGUAGCGUCGGGGCUGCACCGCGGGGCCGCCGGCGCGAGCGGCGCGGGCGCAGCUGACCUGGGCCGGGUCUUGUUGACUGACGACUACUUCAGCGACGUUAACCCUACUAGCAUGAGACGACUUAUGAACGUACUAUAUAUAACAGGUCGUCUUCUGAAGGCAUUCCAAAUUGAGUUUAAUUGGUAUCAACUAGCAUCUUGGGUGAACUUAACAGAACAAUGGCCUUUUCGCACUUCUUGGAUUAUCUACCAUCACGAAACGUAUGAAGAACAUAUUGAUGAUUCAACUUCAUUAAAAAAUAUUUAUGAAAAAGUUAGGCCGCUAAUGCAUGGCCUUCGAGAGGCGAGCACCCUAAUGGAGUUGGACCGAGAUGAACGCAAGUUGGAAGUGUUUCUAAACUUCCAUCGCUCUACGCUAACCGCCGCAGAUCUCAAGAUAUUCUUGCCUUUCACUAUCAACUUGGACCCGUACAUAAAGAAGGUUAUUAAAGAAGAGCAACAUCAAGCAGGUGUGGAAGAAGAUUUUGGUGCAGGAGGAGCAGUAUCAGGUGCCAUGUUUGGUAACCAACAGCAUAGACAACCACACUCCAAGUUAUUUCAAAGGAAACAUCGCUCGCCGCAGCCGCCAGGUACGAUGCCUGCACAACAAAUGUGGGUAGGUUGGGCUAACGCAGGAAGCAGUGGGUAUAUGCCACAACCUAUUCAGACACAGCAGUUCGCUCAACAACACCAACAGUCCCAGUUUCAACCGCAACAGCAACAAUUUCAACAGUCGCAGCAACUGGUGCAAGCACAGAAUCCGUAUAACAUGCUGCGUCUGGCUUUCCCUUCUAUGGGUGACGUGACCAACAUUCGCCUGUCGACGCUGAGCGUGGAGCGCGCGAGUGACGUGGUGCGCGCGGCGCUGGGCGCGGGCGCCGGGCCCGCCUGCGCCGCGCUCGCGCGCCACCGCGUGUGCGGCCUCGUGCUCGCCGUGUGCCGCCUCGACGACCUGGAGCCGAUCCUAGAAUUGCCUUUCGGCGACUGGGAGUUAUUCAAAUUGCUCAUUGUCAAUCUACGCGAGCUCGAAGCCAACAUGCCAACUAGUGCUCCCACCGUAACAGUUUUAACGGAAAAACCAGCUGAAGUGGAAUUGGAUUCGACUAAACCCAGACCUGCAAUGGAGCAUCAACGCAGUCGACCAUCGAAUGUUGAGAAGCAGGUAACAUUGGAGGAGCAAAUGAUCUGCGGAGCACUGCAGACACUCAACGAGGAGGCGCUAGAGGACGUGCUACAGUCGGAGCCCCCCUCCCACCCAGACGAGGAGAGCACGCUGCAAGUGCAGACCGUGGGCUUCGGGUCGCGGAGCGCCACACCAGCCGGCAGCCCGCGCCCCUCGCGCCGCGACCCCUCCAUCCUCAAGGGCGGUGGCUCUUUCCGCUCGCGCCGCGCCACGGGCGACCCGCCCGCUGUCACUUUCAACGUCGAGAACGAACAGGACUCUGACGACGACGGCCACAUCACUUUCAGCGCCGCGCCCCGCCGCUCCCGCCCCUCGUCGCUGCUCGUGGCGCCCGAGGACGCGCCCGUCAUCCCGCCGCUCAGCGCGCGCUCGCACUCCGUCGAAGACUCCACGCGUUCCACUUCACCGAUCCUCGAUAUCAAACUUCGUGGCCUUCGCCGUACCGCAGAGAUCCUCCGCAAAGUCAGCUCCGCGGAGCGGUUGACGCGGCUGCGCGACAAGAUCAUGUCGCGCGGGGGCGGCUCUCGCGAGCGCAGCCCGCCGCGAGACGAACCCAGCGACGAUGAAUCGGUGCCGCUCGUGUCGCCGCCCGGUACGAAGGCGCCGUUGACGGUUGUGACUCAUCCCUCCUCUUCGUCUCCGCUCUCUGACGCUUCGACGAUCGCGGGAGGGGGCGAGGCGGGCGAAUCGAGUCCCGGAGACGCGACCCUGAGCGCGGAGCUGUCGCCGCGCUCCGACAUGACGGAGCUAGAUUCGCCGCGAGACACGGGUGCCGCCUUCGACCUGAUGCCGGCCGGCAAGACCGACGAGCGCUCGACAUCGAACGCGCGUCCGCAGCGUUCGGACAGCGACGUGUCGGUGUCCAAUAUGAUGGAGCCGUACAACAUGCGGCUGCUGGCGCACGGUACGUCGGACGGCAGCCGGGGGCUGUGGCGGCAGGACGCGUUGGACUCGGACCCGCCUUGGCCGUGGGACGAGCCCGACUCUGCCGUGUGA
Molecule: messenger RNA, 5067 nt
Organism: Arctia plantaginis
Lineage: Eukaryota; Metazoa; Arthropoda; Insecta; Lepidoptera; Erebidae
Source: the annotation of a GenBank genome assembly